This is a messenger RNA of Haplochromis burtoni (Burton's mouthbrooder), 6474 nucleotides long. RefSeq names its product high affinity cationic amino acid transporter 1. Lineage: Eukaryota; Metazoa; Chordata; Actinopteri; Cichliformes; Cichlidae. Gene Ontology annotation, molecular function: amino acid transmembrane transporter activity. The coding region runs from base 1763 to 3697 and encodes 644 amino acids. Gene Ontology annotation, biological process: amino acid transport; transmembrane transport. The transcript has 12 exons. Gene Ontology annotation, cellular component: plasma membrane. The record is from RefSeq and is a predicted model, not a curated record.
GCUCCCCACAGGAGUUUCCGCACCGGAAGUAGCAUAUGCUAACGUGCACAUAGUCAAUACUAUCUUUUAAAUCAGUGUACACGAAGAGUCUUUUGAGAUGUUGUUUCUAUUAAAAUUGGAAUACCAAGUCUUUCCCAGCACCUCAAAUACCUAAUCCAGUUUACCUGUGAUUUUUUUUCUUUCUUUAUUGUUUUGGUUUUCACCAGAGCUGUAGUUACUUUGUUAGCUCAAAGUUUUCUUUGAGUUCUCACUGUUUUCCUCCUGUCGUCCUCAAAUGUAUACCAGUGUCACAGCAUUUAUCAAAGGCAUUUGAAGGAGCAAUGUUUUGCCUACAGCCAAAAAGUGAGAAGCAUGUGAUUGACUUCUGUUCCAAAUAUACUUGUGUACCCCUAUGUGCCAUGGGCAGGUGUUGUGCUCAUUGAUUGGUUGAGAAGAGGGCAGUGUCCUUUCCCGCCCACCCUCUGUUUUUAGCUCAGCCGUUACACGCCACAUCAUGUGAACGCUUCGGAAGCUCUCUGCAGUUUGUCACUUUUUUUUAUCCCAGGAAAAUGACGUUUGUUUUCCUCUAGCAGCUUAUAAGGGCAAAUUCUUCCAUGCCUUACUUAUUUUAACAUUUUCCACUGAUACCAGAUGUACUUAUUUCCUUUUUAGUUUCAGCCCUGUUUAUUUUGGCAACCGCAUUUUGGUGUAAUCGCACAGAAUUGAAAUACCUAGGUGACCAGGUCACAACAACCUAGAAAGGCAACUCAGAAGUGUCAAGGUCAGACAGAGGACUUUCUGACUAGCGGUGGUGGUACCCUAACCUGACAUGGCAGAUGGUUUAUUACACAGAUCCAUCUGGAAUAUUGUCCUUGUAAAGUGUUUGGAGAAGCACUAGCACUCUCAAAAACACUUGGCACAUGAUUAGAUAAACCAUCUGCUUAUCACCAUCAACUGCAAACUAACUUCAGCUGGUCUGAUCAAGAGACUAGGGGUGGGGGGGUGGAGCGUCCUGCCAGAGAUGAAGAGCUAAACGCAUUCUGGGGAAGUUUGAAACCCAAGUAAGGAGUCAUAGCUUUACAGUUAAACAAUUCAUAACAUCUUCGCAUGGAAAAUGUGCACAUUUUAAUCACUCACAGGUUGCCACUUUCAAAAUAAGAAUAAAAAAGAAAUACCUGGCCUUCAUUUAGCUGCAGAUUGUGCAUACGUUUGGUCUAAACCUGCUUGUUUGGCUAUAAACUCAUAAAGUAAAGCCUGGAUUGUGGAUUGUCUUGUGAUCAUAAUCUCCAAAUCCAGUUUCUUCUCCAGAUAUUCAGUUCUCUACUGUUAAUGUGUCUGCUUACCAGUCAUAGAGUUCUUUUUCUUCUACAUUAAUUCCUAACACAAGCCAACACAAGUUUCCUUGAAUAAAUUGCUGUAAGAGGGUGAAGUAAUAUAAUCAGAUCAUAAUUUCCAUAGCCUUGCUGUGUUCUUGAAUUGACGAAAACCUGCCGGAGUCUGUUUGUUUAGCCCCUGAGGGAUUAUAUCUGGCAUCACAGCUGCUCCUGAGGCCAUGUGAUGUGUCACUGUUCUAUUUGUGAGCGAGACACCUGAAUGUUUUGUACACUAAGAGGCAUCUGUGUCAUAUGUCUCAGCGGUGCUUGUAAACGUCUCCCCCAACUCUGUUCUUCUGAAACUGAUUCUGGAUCUAAAGAGAGAAGUUGCAACUUGGAACUAAAAGCAGAGCAGCUGAGUUCAUCAGUAAAGGAAUCUAUUGACGAAAUUCUCCAAACUGUAAACCAAGAUGAUUCUGUCUUCACUGAAAGGCAUUGGGAAGAAACUUCUGAGAGUGAAGGUUGUGGACAGUAGCAUAGAGGAGUCCCGCUUGGCUCGAUGUCUUAACACGUUUGACCUUGUGGCCCUGGGCGUCGGCAGCACACUCGGUGCUGGCGUCUACGUGCUCGCUGGUGCCGUAGCCCGAGAAAAUUCAGGACCCGCCAUUGUCAUCUCCUUCCUCAUCGCUGCCAUGGCUUCAGUCUUGGCUGGUCUGUGCUACGCCGAGUUUGGAGCGCGUGUUCCCAAAACUGGCUCGGCUUACCUCUACAGCUAUGUUACGGUUGGAGAAGUAUGGGCAUUUAUCACCGGCUGGAACCUCAUUCUCGCUUAUGUCAUUGGAACUUCGAGCGUGGCCCGGGCAUGGAGCGCAACCUUUGAUGAGCUUAUUGGAAGGAAGAUUGAGCUGAUUUGCAGACAAUACAUGACCAUGAACGCCCCGGGAGUCUUGGCAGAAUAUCCAGACAUAUUUGCUGUCGUAAUCAUAAUCGUUCUGACAGGGCUGCUUGUAUUUGGUGUAAAAGAGUCAGCCAUGGUAAACAAAGUGUUUACCUGCAUCAAUGUACUGGUGCUGGUGUUUGUAGUCAUCUCUGGCUUAGUUAAAGGAAACAAAGAAAACUGGAACCUGAACCCUGAAAAGAUCCUUAAUGCCACCAGAAACUCUACUUCUAAUGUGUCCGAUUUCAUUCCAAAUGAGGAUGUUCUCGGUGCUGGUGGUUUCAUGCCCUUCGGUUGGACUGGAGUCCUUUCUGGUGCAGCAACCUGUUUUUAUGCCUUCAUAGGGUUUGACUGCAUUGCCACUACAGGAGAAGAAGUAAAGAAUCCACAGAGGGCCAUUCCUGUUGGCAUUGUGGCCUCUCUCCUCAUUUGCUUUGUGGCAUACUUUGGUGUAUCUGCAGCCCUCACUGUGAUGAUGCCUUACUACUUGCUGGACAAGAGCAGCCCUCUUCCUGUGGCUUUUAAGUAUGUGGGCUGGGAGGGAGCCACUUACGCAGUGGCCAUUGGCUCUUUAUGUGCACUGUCGACUAGUUUACUAGGCUCCAUGUUCCCAAUGCCCAGAGUGAUCUGGGCCAUGGCAGAAGAUGGCCUGCUCUUCAAAUGCUUGGCUAAAGUCAGCACACGAACCAAAACCCCUCUAAUAGCAACAAUAACAUCAGGUCUUGCGGCAGCGGUGAUGGCAUUCCUGUUUGACUUGAAGGACCUGGUUGACCUCAUGUCCAUUGGGACUUUGCUGGCCUACACUCUGGUGGCAGCUUGUGUGCUGGUCCUCAGGUACCAGCCUUUACAGCCCAGUGCAGCCUAUGAGAUGGCCAAUACUCAGGAUGAGUCUGAAAUUACAUAUAGGGAUGGGAGUGUUGAUAUUUUAUCGCAACCUGAUGAUCACUUUACUUUCAAAAAACUUAUUAACCCUCCGAACACUGAGCCGUCAUCUCUCUCUGGACUCAUUGUCAACAUCUGCACCAGUAUACUUGGUGUUUUGGUGUGUGUCUUCAGUGUUGUAGCUUCUCAGGGAGGGUAUGCACGCUGGUCUCUGACUGCCCUCUGUGUUAUAGUGGCUAUCUGCCUGGUUCUAAUCAUUAUUAUAUGGAGACAGCCACAGAGCAAAACCAACCUUGCCUUCAAAGUCCCAUUGGUGCCACUGGUGCCGAUCAUUAGCAUGUUUGUGAACGUGUACCUGAUGAUGCAGCUCGACAAAGGAACGUGGUUGCGUUUUGCCAUCUGGAUGACCAUAGGUUUUGCCAUCUACUUUGGCUAUGGUAUACGCAACAGUGCAGAGGAGGCGUUAGCCAAGUGUGACAAUUACGAAGAUAGCUGCAUAAUAAAGGAAGAGGCCAUGCAAACAGAGAAGGAAGCCUUCUUACACAAUACACAAAACUCUACCCGAGAAGAUGAAGAUGGUUUCUGAGGAGAUAGGAGGGUUUUUUUAAAAACGUUUAUUUAAAUAGUGGUACAGGAAAGAAGGUGCAAGUAUGUUUCACGGAGCGGUAAGGACAACAUAACAAACAAAACAGCCCUUACCUAUUGUGAAAACGCCAAUCAACUAACUAAAUUAGACAAAUGAAAAGUUACAAAUCUACAAUUCGCUAACAACUCAAAGAAAAACGGAGAAAAAAAUGUUCAAAUUGCAUUUGCAGCUGUCCUCUACAAGUUUUCUGUGUCGAGGUUGGCACAGAACAAUGUCACAAAGGACCUAUCAACACAAGAUUAUCAAUUAAAUUGAGCUAACAUAAAAUCUAACCUAAACAUAUAACGUAUUAUCAUGCAGUCAUGACAAUGAGCUUAAAAAUCCAAAAUGGCCAAAGACCUUGAGUCCCUGCAGACCAUGCAAGUGCUCAGUCGUCAGCCAACGACAAGAAAGAUGAAAACACGAGGAGCCAGUAAGAAGAAAGAGUCCAUAGACCAGGAGCUGGUACAGUAUAUCCUUUACCCCUUUUUUCCCAAAAAGAAUGUAACAUCUGUGCUGUGAAAUAGCUAUUAAGUUUUCUGAAAGACUAUCUGCAAUUUCAGGAGACACAUGGAGACAGCCAAUUGUACUACUAGCCAAAAAUGUUGACUACAUGAUGAUUGUAAAAAGCCUAAUAAGAUUUAAUGGCUAAUUAGCCAAGUAUUUUUAAUUGAAGCAGUAUGAAAUUAUGUGAAAAGAAGAUUAUAGUCAUAUUUUUUUAUUUUAUUUUAUUGUGCUUUGAAAUGGUCAGUUUUACAAAACAUAACGGAAUCCAUCGAUUCAAAAUGCUUAAAUAUUAACCAACCAUAAAUAGAUCUUCAUAAACUUCAUUUUGGGUUUUUAACAGUACAUUAGAAUGACCGCACAUCAGAUUUUCCAUGAAUGAUGUCACAUAUAAAGUUCAGAAUGUGUUACUGCUCACCUAGCCUCAAAGUGCUCGACAUUUGUAUAUGUUGACCGUGUACAAAAAAGACGAAACACCGUCUAAGAGACUUGGACGAGGGUGAGAAUUUUAAUGUACCAUCAGUGCCUUUUGUCAGAAAGUUGUUAGCUGAGAAAUCCCUUAGUUGUAAAUUUACCCUUAAGAUGCAGUUUUGGGGGUUUAACCAGUGUAUCUAUUACUGAAAACAAUACAAGUCACAGGUCUUUGGAUGUCUUGUACAUUGAAUGUAUAGCUCAUAUAAACUCAACAUGGUGCUAAAAGUAGCAUUCUCAGUGCAUCCAUGUGUUUGCAGGUCUUUCUGAUUGAUGGUACCAACUGCUAAUCUUACCAGAGUACCAAUGCUAUCUGUGGGAAUUUGUACUUUUUACUCAAAGAAAAAAAGCUGCUUAUUUUAAUCGAGUUUAUAUUUUAACCUUUUAAGACCCGAAUUCUUCCACAGCAUGCAUUUUUAAUUUAUCUUUGAUAUUUGGGCAUAUUGGGGCCCGAUGAAUGUAAAAACAAAGAAUUGCCAGAUUUUUAUUUUUAUUUUUUUACCAAAUUUUCAUUUCUAAGAAAAAUGAGAGCCACAAAUGAGGAUAUUUGUUUAAAAUUUCAAUAGAACAGUAGCAGUAUAAUGUCCUCGUAAGUGGAUAUCAGGCCCUUGUAGAGCAAAAUUGAGUAUUUUGGUCUAAAUAACCCAAAAUGUGAUGUCCAAAUAUGUGGACGCCAGGUCCUAGGAGGUUAAAGUGCCUAUUCCCCAAAUGAAUUUUUAAAGAUAGGAUAUUCCUCUAUCACGAUCUGCCUAUGUGUAAUACUUUAUAUAUAAAACAAAAUGUUUAAACGAAGAUUUAAAAAAAAAAUCAUAUAUUUAUAACUACAUGAAACCCAAGUGGAUCCUUUUGACUUUUUAAUUCACACAUGCCUGAAAUACAAUCAGUUUGUGAUUAUUGCACACCUGUAGUUUACAUGGUGAUAUAACACUUCUUUAGUUCACUUUUAUUUUGAAAUGCCAAAAUCUACACUGUAUGUUUAGAAACACAAAAAUGGUGUAGGUCAAGCAGUAGAGUGUAUGUAUGCGUGUGUGUGUGCAGAUCUUUGACGCAGCUAAAACUGAAGUACAGCAAAGUUUGUAUGUCAGCAAAGGUCUGGAAAUGCAACUACGUGAAAAAUCUCUUCACUCAGUCCGUUUUUAAACGCUAAUAUAUAUAUUCAGCAGUAAAUGGGUGAUGGCAAUAACACUGUGAGACAAUUUAUUUCAGCUUAUGGUCCUUUUGAGGGAAUCUAUUAAUGAAACCUGAAGCCAAAAUCCAUUGGAUUUAACUUGAUCAUGCGUCAGAAUAAUUUCUGUAGUUUUUUAAUAGUUCCUAUAGAUUAUUUUUGCUGGAGUGGUAUAACAAUUUUUAAACCCUUCCCUUGUAAAUAAAUGUUUGUGCUCCAGAAUGUAACCAGGCAUUGUUUACCUGGCUGUUUCUAAAUCAGUAAGAUAUAAGCACAUGUUAUUUUGAAACGAUGCAUUAAUUUUAAAAUGUAGAAAACAUUUUAACACUGCCUUUGUAAAUAAUUUUUUGAUGAUACUUGAGUUACUGACUGUAUGCAAUGUUUAUGGGAGUGCUGUACUUGCUGUGGUUACAUGUCAAAAGGUCACAUCAUGCUUCAUCCGUGCUUUGCAUGCUGCAUAAAUGCAUUUUAUAGUGUUGAUAUGUGAUAAUGUUCAGUGUACUGUGGGGGGGAAGGCACACUGUUCACUAUAUGUUGUUGUCAUAUUGGUUAUGGUUUGUAUAGUUCUCGAUGUAAAUAAAUAAUCCUGAAAGCUAAA